Messenger RNA from Zychaea mexicana, 1847 nucleotides. Its product is annotated as interferon-related developmental regulator-domain-containing protein. The record is from RefSeq and is a predicted model, not a curated record. Bases 328 to 1593 code for a protein of 421 amino acids. Lineage: Eukaryota; Fungi; Mucoromycota; Mucoromycetes; Mucorales; Lichtheimiaceae. The transcript has 7 exons.
CUUUUAAAAUAGAAAAGGCGUAUUGUUGUCUUGCUUUCUGUAAAGCGCGUCGCUGUGCACCAUCUUUCGCCCCUUGCAAUACCACUGUCAAGGGCGAUAAUUAUAAGUGAAUCAAAAAUGCAGAUGACUGGACUCACCCUACAUAAAAGCAGUUUAAUCUUGGUGAUCCAAAGAUGGGAGCACCUGCCUACAUAUAGGAAGUGCAAUCAUGCAUGACCUCUCCUUAUAAAUUUUGCUGCACAGCAGAAAUUUUUAUUGUGGUGUUACUUUUCCCUUUUCUGUCUCGUAUGAAAACUUUUUUGAGUCAUUAUCUUUCAUUUGUUUACCAUGCCCACCCGAUACUCUAAACGUUCUGCACGCAAAGAUCAAGACAGUGAAAGCACGUUUGAAGAAGUAAAUGGUUCUCCUGGAGUUGGCUGGAUCGAUAAUCUAAAUCAAGCAAUUGACGAUCUCCAAGUGAAUCGAACAAGUGUGCGAGAAGAAUCACUUGCGUCGAUCGUUACUUUGCUCACUCGCCACUAUGCUGCUGGGCCACUGCAACCACGAAACGAGGAACUGUUGACUCUUUUGAGACGAUCGUUGAGCAAAUCGAGCAGUGCCAAGGAAUCAGCACUGGCUGCACAGGCGAUAGCGUUGAACUUUAUCAGUCAUGGGGACGCCGUGGAUGAUCAAGACGAACUAUAUCAACAGAUUUUGCCUGCAUUGAAAAAAACAACCAAGAAUGCAGACAGCGUUAUCGUAAAGUCCAACUGCUUACAUACCCUUGGCUUGGUGACGCUCAUUGCCGGAUCAGAUAUCGAUACGCAGCUCGUGCGCGACUUUGUAUUCGACCUCAUAGAAACGGAUGGACAGGAUUUCAAUGUUGAAGAACUGUCGCCGCAGCAUAUAGAUCAACUGAUGUGCACGGGGCUGCGUGUAUACGGCAUUCUUUUUAUCAGUACCUUUUACGAAGGCGUUGUGGACCCAGAGGCACUUUGGGAAGAGAUUGAAAAAGUAAUGCCAAUGCACGAAGUUCUACUUGAAUCAGGAGAUAAAGACGUCCGCACCGCAGCAGGCGAGAAUGUCGCAGCGAUGUUUGAAAUCUUGCGGAUAGCUACAUGCAGAGAUAAUGAAGACGAGGAUGAAGACAUAGAGCACAACGAUGAUUAUCAGUACGACAAUAUGGAUGAGUUAUUGCGCACCUUACGAGAGUUGUCAGUGGAGAGCAGCCGACGGCAGAGCAAAAGCAGCCGUGCAGAACAAAAAUCGAUAUUCCGUGAUAUUGUCAAGAGUGUGGAAGACGGCGAACCUCCCAUUGAAGUACUCAAAAUCAGUGACAGAGCUAUCACAUUUCGUGGAUGGUCCAAAAUUUUGAUCUUAAACGCUUUUAGAAAUAUAAUGGGUCAAGGACUUCAUCUUCAUUUGCGGUCAAAUGAUCUUCUACGACAAAUCUUCCGUUUUCCGGCUUGGUAUUUUAGAGCAGGGGACGAUGAUUCAGACAACGACGACGACUUAAAUCGCAUGUCCAAAGUUGACCGGAAAUACGUCUACGACGAAAACAAAAAGGCGCGAUCAAAGCAGCUUAGAGACGCAAGAAGUUCCAAAAGGACCUGAACUGAACUCCUUAAUACAAAGCCAAAAUUCAAUACUAUAUCACUAUCAUUUGUUGGCUCUAUUCUUAUCUUCCUGCGUAUACCUCAUCUUUAUUUUCCUCGUCCACUACACAUCUUCCCCUCAGAGCCAAAGAAAAUUGUUAUCACUACUACUACUACUAUGUACUACUAGAUUACUCAUACAGUAUAUCCUAUUAUUAAUAAAAAAGUAUCUGCUACUUUGAGUGUAUUUUACACUUAUCUGUAUAAAUCAAG